Saprolegnia diclina VS20 is the source of this 1942-nucleotide messenger RNA. RefSeq lists its product as hypothetical. The transcript has 11 exons. The record is from RefSeq and is a predicted model, not a curated record. Bases 20 to 1942 code for a protein of 640 amino acids. NCBI's taxonomy places the organism in Eukaryota, Oomycota, Saprolegniomycetes, Saprolegniales, Saprolegniaceae. Gene Ontology annotation, molecular function: protein binding. Gene Ontology annotation, cellular component: ciliary base; axoneme.
CGCCACUGAAACGGUAGACAUGAGCAACUUUGUCGUGGAUGCAGUCGCGCAGUUCAUCGAGGGCGACGGGUGGCGUCUGCCGCUCGAGCGCUUCUUCGCCGCCCACAAGGCUGCGUUCGUCGGUCACUCGCGCGCCGACGAGCACACCCUGGCGCAGCACGCGGUCUUUACGCAGUUCACCGACGUGGCCGAGCGCCUCCUCGAGGCCAUGGUGCUGGACCUCGGCUGCGACCCGUCGACGCUCUUCGACGCGCUGCAGGAAGCAAGCAACGGCGUUCGUGCCCCGAGCACGCGCGCCCUUGUGGAGACGCUCUUGUCGUACGAAGACUUUGGCGCCUUUUGCGACCGGAUGGCUGCGUACGUCCAUGCGUCGGCCGAGAGCGCGACGCGCCAGGCACAAGCGCAGUUGGCGUCCUCUGAGUGGGUCCUCCAAGAUGUGCUCGCUCGGUCGCUCCUCGAAGCCUCGGACGAUGGCUCGCUACCCGACGAAGACACGCCGUAUGUCCCGUGGGCCCGCGUGAUUCUCGAGAUGACGACGACGUACCAGCGCUUGGCGGCCACGGUGAAUGCCGCAGGCGUCGAGGCCGAAGACCUGCGCACACGCAUCACGGAGCUGCAAGCCGCGCUAACCAAAGAGCGCCUUCGAGUCGACCUCGUUGUCGCCCAGCGCUUGGCCGACGAGAACGCGCAAAUGCGAAGCCGGAUGCGGCAGCUGUGUACUUCGUCUUGUUGUAUGGACGCCGACGCCAAGGUACGCGCGGUCUAUAUCGUUUCUCACGAAUCAACGCUCAGCGACGUCUGCGACCGCCUCGACGCGAUUCCAGCUGAGCUUCGAGAGAUGAAGAAGCGCUGUUUUGCAGUGACAAGUGUGCGCCCCGAGCACUUGGACGAGCUCUACCUCUUUCUAAAAGACAAGGUGCACCACAAGCACGAUUUGGCCACGUGCGAAGAUGAGAUUGCGGCGUUUGUCUUUGCGCGUUUGGCCCCGGCGGAUGCGCCGAUGGUGCGCGAUAUUCUGCAAUGGCUAUUGCUCGAAUCCGAAGCCAUCGACUUGGGCAAGGAGCUCCAAGCACUCAGCUUUGCGAGUCCCCGCGCCGACGCCAAGGACGAGGACGCCGCCGACCGAUGGGUGCAGACGUGGAGCGACCUCGACAGUGCAUAUUACUACGUCAACAGCGUUCUGGGAACGUCGCAGUGGGAGCCACCGCAAGCCAAAGACGGCAGCCCGAUAUUGGGCUACUACGACGAGACCAACACGUGGCAGCCGUACGCUUUUGGCUCUGUGAUCGCCACGAUGAGCGAGCAAAUGGUACCCGACGCCAAGGAUCUGAGCCAGGACGGGGACAAGAAAGACGCCAAGAUACAGAACGACGUCGCAACGAAUCUAUGUAGCGAAGCGUCGACAGGCGACGUCGACAGGCGAGGUGCGAUCGACGAGGUCGCACUCUCGUCAACGGAGAUCGACCACUCGAGUAUCCACACUGUCCACGACCGUCUCUCCGCGUCUGUGUCGACAACACCGGACGCCGCGCUGCUGGACAUGGAAGUCUCGCUGCAACGCGUGCUGCAGGAACACGCAGAAGAGUCACGGAAGCUCGCAUUGACACUGCAAGUGGAGCAGGCUCGCCAAGCCCAAGACAUUCAGCGACGAAAGGCCCAGCGCCGACAAGAGCGCCAGAUGCGACGGUCGUCCAAGCCAAACGACGCAGUAGUAACGCCGACAGCCCUCCCUGCGCCAGCGCACCUGAGCAUCUGUCUCCCCGAAGGCCGCAAGGUCGACCUGCUGCAAUUGCUCAGUGAGACAGACGAGGAGCAGCGACGCUCACGGCGCGGCCUCCCGCGCAAAAGCGGCGGGCUCAACGUCACGAGCUUGAUGUACCUCGCCAAGAAGAUCGCGCCCAAGUCCAAGUACAUUGAAAUCGAAGAGACGUACGCGUUGUAG